AUGGCAUCCAAGCACGUACCAAAACCUUCCUGGACAGGCGGUCCUCCUCUCAGCUCCCAAGCACCCCCAUAUGCCCAAUUCAGCCCUUCCCCCUCUUCCCCCGAGUCGAGAUCAUCCUCUCCACCACCGUUUCUCCUCCCGCUCCGGCUCCCAUUCACCCGCUCCUAUCUGCGUAAACGGCGAACUCCGCUCCCGGCCGUCCUUGCGGGGCUGACAAUUCUCACCCUGUCUGUGCUGCUCUUCCUGGUUAUGAGCAGGCGGUGUGAGCCCGUCCAGGUCGUUCAGCAGGUAGGGGUAAGACAGGGUGUGGACGACAGGUUCGCGACGAGGAACUGGGUUAGGGGACCACCUAAACCGCGGUUUGCUGACAACCUCAAGCCUGAUGUCAAGUACAUCUCUACCUUUGUCUCCUCUGGGUGGACAGCGAACGACGUGAUGACGUACGGCAACCUGCUCUACCUCUCCCUCCUAACACAACGCGUCCCCGUCCUAGGCCCCUUCGUCCCCUCCCACCUCUCCUCUACAGCAGGAUACAUCCCCUUCUCCGACGUGUUCGACAUUGCCCAUCUAGCAAAGUCAAUGAACGCCCCUGUGCUGGAAUGGGGUGACCUGAAGAGUGUCGAAGAGGGGGUGGAGGAAGAACUUGGAUGUUGGAGUGCCUGGAUGGCCACGAGUAGGGAGAUCAAGGACCCAAGAUGGAGCUGGAUCCCCGGUGUCUUCGGGCUAGACAUAAGCUAUACCCCGCUCCCCUACGACCACAAGAUGUUCCCCGAGCAGGACAACGAGCCCCACCUAAAAUACGGGAAACUGAUGCAGCUCUCCUUCCCCUCCGAGCGGGCGCGCGCGCUCUCCCUCUCCUCUCCCCGCGGUACAAAAUCCGGGAACCCGCUGCUCCCGUCCGACCACCUCCUGUGCUUCGACCAGAUGUAUGCUAUCUCCCUCGAACAGCAGUGGGAGUGGUUUGUGGAUUCGAGCCCUGUUUGGAGGUUCGUAGGCAGGCAUAUGCGCUGGAACAAGAAUGCCGAGGCUUUGGCGAAGAACUAUCUCGCAAAACACUGGGGAGUGCCGCAGGGCGGGCUCUUACCUCCCUACAUCUCCGUCCAUGCCCGGAGAGGGGACUUCACCGCCCACUGUCAGUGGAUGCACCAAACCGGCUCCUCCUGCCUCCCUUCCCUCACCCAACUCCAACGGCGUGUCUCCGAAGUAAGCGAAAAGCUCGCACUGAAAGGCGUCCAUACGGACCGAGUACUCGUCACGAGUGACGAGAAGGACGAGACUUGGUGGGCUGGGGUGGGCCAGUUGGGGUAUACGUGGGUGGACCAUAAAGCUCUGAGAACGGACGAGCUGUAUGGGGAAUGGUACUCACCCCUCCUGGACGCGAUAUUCCAUUCCCUUGCAGCGGGGUUCGUGGGCACUGACCAGAGUACGAUGUCACUCCUUGCGGCUCGGAGAGUGGAGGAAUGGAACGAUGGCCCGGUGGGGUUCUUGUUGUGGCAGGGAGUUCCGGAGGGGGAGCUGUGAGAGGGAACGCUCCAUCGGGUGUGCCGGGGAGUGGGAAGGGGCUGCCUACAACGUUGCGUAUGCGUCUAUUCAGACCUGUCUGAAAUAGGUGAACAAGAGUAUC
Dacryopinax primogenitus is the source of this 1624-nucleotide messenger RNA. RefSeq lists its product as uncharacterized. Gene Ontology annotation, biological process: protein O-linked glycosylation via fucose. NCBI's taxonomy places the organism in Eukaryota, Fungi, Basidiomycota, Dacrymycetes, Dacrymycetales, Dacrymycetaceae. The record is from RefSeq and is a predicted model, not a curated record. The transcript has 6 exons. Bases 1 to 1521 code for a protein of 506 amino acids. Gene Ontology annotation, molecular function: peptide-O-fucosyltransferase activity.